This is a messenger RNA of Monodelphis domestica (gray short-tailed opossum), 2005 nucleotides long. RefSeq names its product speedy/RINGO cell cycle regulator family member A (gene SPDYA). Gene Ontology annotation, biological process: positive regulation of cyclin-dependent protein serine/threonine kinase activity. Lineage: Eukaryota; Metazoa; Chordata; Mammalia; Didelphimorphia; Didelphidae. The record is from RefSeq and is a predicted model, not a curated record. Gene Ontology annotation, molecular function: protein kinase binding.
UCUGAUUGGUCACCGUGAGCCUGGGCUCGCGCUCCCUCGCGCUCCCUCGCGCCCUGGCGGUCUGGGUUGGCGGGAGGUUCGGAGUGUCCCGUGGUGUGCAGCUGUUUGCCGUCGAGUGAAGUAACUGCUCUCGGCUCCCACUGAGGCCGGACGCCCCAGGAGCUUAUCCUGCUCGCCAUUUGUUCCACAGACCUCGAGCCCGGGCCUCCUGCCAUUCUCAGAGAGCAGUGCCCUCUGGGUCACAGACUUCAAGGUAGCUGGCUGCAAGGACAGGAAUCUUUUCAGGAACCAGAAUGAGACACAAUCAGAUCUGUUGUGAGACACCGCCCACAGUCACUGUUCAUGUAAAAUCAGGAUCAAGUAGAUCUCAUCAGCCAAAAAAACCUAUUAAUCUUAAGCGUCCUAUUUUUAAAGAUAAUUGGCAAACAUCUGAAAAAAAUGCACACAAUAAUAACAAGUCUAAACGUUCCAAAGGACCAUGUCUAGUUAUACAGCGUCAAGAAAUGACUGCUUUCUUUAAAUUAUUUGAUGAUGACUUAAUUCAAGAUUUCUUGUGGAUGGAUUGCUGCUGUAAAAUUGCAGAUAAGUAUCUUCUGGCUAUGACCUUUGUUUACUUCAAGAGGGCUAAGUUUAGUAUAAAUGAACAUACCAGAAUAAAUUUCUUUAUUGCUCUGUAUCUGGCUAAUACGGUUGAAGAAGAUGAAGAAGAAUCAAAGUAUGAAAUUUUUCCAUGGGCUCUGGGAAAAAACUGGAGGAAAUUAUUUCCUAAUUUCUUAAAGUUAAGGGAUCAGCUUUGGGAUAGGAUUGACUAUAGGGCUAUUGUAAGCAGACGGUGCUGUGAAGAGGUUAUGGCUAUUGCUCCAACACAUUAUAUAUGGCAACGAGAGCGAUCCAUGCAUCACAGUGGGGCUGUCAGAAACUACAACAGAGAUGAAGUUCAGCUGCCCCGAGGACCUAGUGCCACACCAGUAGAUUGUUCACUUUGUGGUAAAAAAGGAAGAUUUGUAGGACUGGGAUUGUCUUCAUCAUCUUCCUCAUCAUCCAGUGGCACAUUAGAAAUGAUGGAGAAAUUCUCAUCUCAAGAAUCAUACAACUCAUUCUCAGUGGACUUACCACUUGAACCACCUCAAUCUUACUGUUAUUCUCAAGCCACUGAUAACCUAUCAAAAAAGGGAAGGAAAACUACUUGCAUGAAGCAGGAUAAAUCUAUGGAGUGGUUUACAGGCAAUGAAGAAUGAAAUGGCUCAACGAAACCAACUUGGAUCAUUAAAUAUAAAAUGUCUGAAUGUAAUUUCAAGAUGUGUCAAAAUGAGGUAAUAUAUGGUUUGUUUGUUUUUAACAGUUGCACAGUUGCCUGUUCAUUUAGCUUUCAUAUUUUUAAAAUUGUAUGUAAAUAAAGAUUUGUAAAUCAAAGUAAUAACAAACACAAAACAACAAAUCUGUUAAAAUAAUCAUUUACAAUAUUAAGUUUAUCUUGGUACUUUGCAAUCUUGAAAUUAGUUGUAGUCAGCCAUCUGGAGUACUUGGUUAAUGUUCUGGGUUGAACUUCCUCAAUUUGACAAGAAAAGCUAAUUUAAGAGAAAAAAGCAGUGUCAUUAAAAUGACAUAGAAUUCACUUAACAUGGGUAACUGAGUUUAAAAUGUUAAAUUAUAAAUGUGGUUUAAGACAUUUAACAUUUUAUUUAAUGUAAAAAUUAUUUCUUGAAUAUCACUCACCUGUGUGAUUAUAAUUAGCUUGAUAAUGAAAGGGUCUAGCAAUGUAGGGAAUUGAGCUAUAUGGAAAACCAGGAAGUGAUUCACCUAGAUUCAAACAAACAAUUUAUGUAAUAAAAUACAAAGAAAUCUUCAAAACUUGAUUUAAGAGCUAUCAAUGUAUCUUAACAUUACUCCUCCUUUGUUAAUAUAUUUUUAAUCUUUGGUUAAUACAAUAUUUUCCCCAGGUAAGUUAAUUCUAUAUUCAUUUUUCAUCUCUGCUGUCUUAAAAAAUAAACUUGUCAAAACAUAA